UGAGUUCUGUCUGUUCAGGCUGCUUCUUGCUCUUGUCUCAGAAUAAGAAUCCUGGUGUAAGCUAUUUGAGAAAGAAAGUAACCUAACACUAACUGCAGGCGGGGUCCAGUGAUGUAACAGGAAGCUCUGAUGUUUGCCUUCUGCUUCUGAUCACUUACAAUCUGACAACACUCCCCAUCUACUCAGAGCAAGCCCUCUCUCUCCAGCAGUGUCACUCCUGCCCUGGGAUCAUCAGACUCUGCUGCCUAGAGCUCACCCUGCCUGCAGGAUCACAUUGCAAGGCUUUCUCUCUUCCCCACCUCGCCUGUGAGGAAUCUCUUCAGCAGACUCUCAGAUAAUCAUUUUCCAUCCUGAGACUAUUUCACCCAGAAUUUUCUGAGGCGCCUUGCUGGGGUCUUACGAUGAUACACCAACCACUUGUGCUGCCAGCUGUCAAAACUUCGGAUGGCCCAACUUUCAGGUCAUGACCCUUGGAAUUAAGAAAUUCUUGAAGACUGUCGAAUAUGAUUCAGGAGAAAAUGUGAUUUGAUUCUGGAGACAAUUAUGCAUGCAUAUUUUCCCUAACAUCAUCUAGUAAAAGAAAAAAAAGAAAAGAAAAGAAAAAACAGUCCGGAAUAGCUAAUAGAAGAGAAAACAGUGUUCAGAAGAUUGCUCAUGAUUAACAAGAACAGCCAUAGCUAGGUGUGAAUAUACAGCAUAUCUCAUUUGGGAUCUAACAAUGAAGAAAAAAUAUACAAUGUAUUUUUUGUUCCUCUUGCCUUUUUAUAUGUGUUUUGUCAUAGCAGAAUCAGCAGAAGCCUAUGACCAAACAGAGUUGGGAGUUACUAGAAAUAAGAUCAUGACUGCUCAAUAUGAAUGCUACCAAAAGAUUAUGCAAGAUCCCAUUCAACAAGCAGAAGGCCUUUACUGUAACAGAACUUGGGAUGGAUGGCUCUGCUGGAAUGAUGUUGCAGCUGGAACAGAGUCUAUGCAGUACUGCCCUGAUUACUUUCAGGACUUUGAUCCUUCAGAGAAAGUUACAAAGAUUUGUGACCAAGAUGGAAACUGGUUUAGACAUCCAGACAGUAACAGAACAUGGACAAAUUAUACUCUGUGUAACAACAGCACUCAUGAGAAAGUAAAGACUGCGCUGAACUUGUUCUACCUGACGAUAAUUGGACAUGGACUGUCUAUUGCAUCGCUGCUCAUCUCACUCAUCAUAUUUUUUUAUUUCAAAAGUCUAAGUUGCCAAAGGAUUACCCUGCACAAAAACCUGUUCUUUUCUUUCAUUUGUAACUCCGUUGUGACAAUCAUUCACCUCACAGCAGUGGCCAACAACCAGGCUUUAGUGGCAACUAAUCCUGUGAGCUGUAAAGUAUCUCAGUUCAUUCAUCUUUACCUGAUGGGAUGUAAUUACUUUUGGAUGCUCUGUGAAGGCAUCUACCUGCACACACUCAUCGUGGUGGCCGUGUUUGCAGAGAAGCAGCAUUUGAUGUGGUAUUAUUUUCUUGGCUGGGGAUUUCCACUGCUUCCUGCCUGCAUCCACGCCAUUGCCAGAAGCUUGUAUUACAAUGACAAUUGCUGGAUCAGUUCUGAUACCCAUCUCCUCUACAUUAUCCAUGGUCCAAUUUGUGCCGCUUUACUGGUGAACCUCUUUUUUCUAUUAAAUAUUGUACGUGUUCUCAUCACCAAAUUGAAAGUUACACACCAAGCAGAAUCCAAUCUCUACAUGAAGGCUGUGAGAGCUACACUCAUCUUGGUGCCGCUGCUUGGCAUUGAGUUUGUGCUUUUUCCAUGGCGUCCUGAAGGACGGGUUGCUGAGGAAGUCUAUGACUACGUUAUGCACAUCCUGAUGCACUAUCAGGGUCUUUUAGUGUCCACAAUUUUCUGCUUUUUUAAUGGAGAGGUUCAAGCAAUUCUGAGAAGAAAUUGGAACCAAUACAAAAUCCAGUUUGGCAAUGGCUUCUCCCAGUCUGAUGCUCUCCGCAGUGCAUCCUAUACAGUGUCAACAAUCAGUGAUGUUCCAGGGUACAGUCAUGACUGUCCUACCGAACACUUAAAUGGAAAAAGCAUCCAGGAUAUCGAAAAUGUUGCCUUAAAACCAGACAAGCUAUAUGAUCUAGUCAUGUGACGAUAGAAAUCACUGCCUGUUUUGUGCCACUUGGUCCCAUGAUUUUACAACCAGAAGACUUCAAUAUUAAAUGAAUUUUUGAAUGCCAUAAAGAUACCCCUCAUUUAAAGUGAGAAUUAAGUUGAUAAAUGUUUAACAACUCUCUCUGUGUAGAGAAAAAUGUACAAUGUUGGCCAGUAAAUACUCCCAUCAUGGUUGAUUUUAAGCUAGCAAGCUGAUACCACUGAAUGUGGAAUUGGAAACAAGAUACUAAGCACAAUCAACUCUGAGAGUGGAAGGGCUCUGGCUCCAGCACAGCACUGUAUGAACUGCAAAUUCAGAACAAUACAGAGCAGGACUCUGCUCUUCUCACCUGAGGAGACAUCGCUCAGUAUUACAACAUGGAAGGAAAAUUUGAUUUUCAUUUGUUGGUUAUAAAACUCUUUGUCCAAUUUUCAUUUGAGGUAGUUGAUAAUUUGCCCAGAAACACUAUAACCUUCUUGACAAUAACUUCUCAAUGGACUAAACAAAGAGUUAAUUAUCUUUACCAUCUCACCUUCUCACUUUAAAAGCAACUGAGCAGAAUUCCUAUGGGCUGCUCAGUUGCUGAUCCAAUGCAAUUGCAUGGCAUGCUGUGGCCCAUCUAUUAGACACUGGUGAGCAGGAUAUAAGAGUUACAAUCCCUCUUCUGAAUUAUGAGGGAGACAUGUUAGUAGAGGCUUCAAACACUUUGUUAGCUACUUUAUCUUUCUACAGGAGUGGGAGGAAAUUAGUUUCCCUGAAUCUGUAAAUAGCAACUUUGUCCCUUCCAUUUCUACUGUGUAGACAAGUGAGCAAUCAUUUUACAUGAAGGAAAUCAAUGAAGGAUAUCUUUUUAUCUUAGAAAUCUAUAAGCAAAAAGAGAUUGUUCUAAAAAUGACCUUGUAAAUAUUCCAUUAUUUUAUUUUAUUUUUCAAUUAAGAACACAUACAACCUAGCUUACUGUUUAAAAGCAGAUGUAUAAUGUAGCAUCACAUGCAUGUUAACUUCUGAUGCUGUGUCUGGGCUGAGUUUAUAGUAAAAUAGAGUCUGGAAUUCUAUAUUUGGUAAAUAUUUUAAGGACAACCAGAUACCAGCAUCAGAAGUUUGGAAGCUAAUAACAAAAACAAAACAACAAAAUGCAGAAACAAUUGUGAUAAGAUAUGACAUCUAUUUUAAAAAAGAAAGGCCAUAACUUCAUAGACAUAUUAACAUUGGGAAUUCAUACAUUUGCAAGUAUACUGACAUACUUCUUCCUAUUUGGAUGAUGACUCAUUCAAAAUCAGAAAAUUUAAACAACUAUUAUAAGAAAUGGCAGUCUGCUAUACAUGUGGACUUGGCUUAAUUAAAAUAUCACUUUACUGACUUACUAUAUGAAGAUGUAUGACUUUGAAAAUAUCCCUGAUUAUUUCUAGGAGUGGUGGUACACACCUUUUAAUCCCAGCACUCGGGAGGCAGAGGAAAGUGAAUCUCUAUAAGUUUAAGGGCCACCUGAACAUAGUGAAUUCCAGGCCAGCUGGGGCUUCAGGGAGA
Molecule: messenger RNA, 3640 nt
Organism: Nannospalax galili (Upper Galilee mountains blind mole rat)
Lineage: Eukaryota; Metazoa; Chordata; Mammalia; Rodentia; Spalacidae
Gene: Calcrl
Product: calcitonin receptor like receptor
Exons: 16
Coding region: 719-2110 (463 amino acids)
Biological process (GO): adenylate cyclase-activating G protein-coupled receptor signaling pathway; cell surface receptor signaling pathway; angiogenesis
Cellular component (GO): plasma membrane
Molecular function (GO): calcitonin gene-related peptide receptor activity; calcitonin receptor activity; adrenomedullin receptor activity
Source: RefSeq, a predicted model, not a curated record